AGGUUCAUCCACCAAGAUUUCUUAUCCAGAUCUUACUCUUGAAUAGUUUGUCUCCGAAGUUGUCGAUGUGUAGUUGCAAGCAAGCUUAAGUUUUUGCAGUGAAAGGAUAGAGUCCCUUUUUUCAUAUCAGAAAAGAUCCAAAUUAAUUCAGAUUUGAAAAGGACAUGAUGCAAUGUACAUGAACAACACCGGGCCUGAACUCUUAAGCGUGGGAUACUGCCUAACACCCGACGUCGAUGGCUCCCGAGACUGAGCCCGACACUACGAAAAGCAGUGCCGCAGUAAGACGCAGAGGCGGUGGAAGCUCUGAAUGGAGAAAGGCCCAGAAUCGGGCUAGUCAGAAGAGAUACAGAGAGAAGAAAAAGCGACUGAUGCUGGAGUUGGAAUCGCACACUGCGGAAGCUAAAGCGCAUCAUCGAAUGCAGGAAGCUUCUCAGUUAACACUCGCGGGACUUUCAGCCACAAGUGAUGAGCAACCUCAGAAAGACAAAAAUUUCCAAUCGGACUACCUCGGGGACAUGUUCUUGCCGCAGAGCCCCGAUCUCUGUCCUGCAGUUCACAUCGAUAGAAGGCAAACACCAUCACCUCCGAAGCCCAGAAUCCGCAUAGUGAGGACAGUAUUGCCCUUCGACUUAUCAGACCCGUUCAAGUUUAGCGGGACUCAAAUGACGUUCUGGAGAAAGGGCGCGAUGGGCGAGACUAAGUAUACGUACACAGCUGAGCAGUGUGAAAAUCAACAGGAACAGACUGCAGAUAAGUAGGCAUAUUGGUGAACAAUCUGGAAGAGUUGGAAAUAUCCCACUGAGAGGGCUCGAUGGGAGAAGUAUAGCUCAGCUGUGAGAAAGAGAGAGAGAAUAAAUUCACCAGGAAAUUUGGAUGUCCGUAAUAUCAGUGUGGACGGCGGAUUAUUACAGAUACUGGCUAUGGAUCCUCAAGACCGUAUUAGGUGACAAUCUCAGCGCGACGAUGUCGAUCAGGCAUUAUGUCAAGGUGUUCAAAACAGGAAAAUGAUCAGUUCUUCUCGUUGACAGCCUGCUUUGAGAUAGAAGGACAUGGUUUUAUUGAGCUGCCAUAAUAGUCAUGCAUUUUUAAAACCGAUGCCCUAUUUUGUGCAUGAGUAUGGGAUAAAGUCGGUCUGACAGAGCAGAUUGAAGCCAUGUUGUAAAAGAAAGCACACACUAAAGGUCACCGUCAUCUCACAGAGAGCAUAAACUGGACGUCUCAUUAUAUGCAACGCAC
Messenger RNA from Verruconis gallopava, 1239 nucleotides. RefSeq lists its product as uncharacterized. Lineage: Eukaryota; Fungi; Ascomycota; Dothideomycetes; Venturiales; Sympoventuriaceae. The record is from RefSeq and is a predicted model, not a curated record. Gene Ontology annotation, molecular function: DNA-binding transcription factor activity. The transcript is spliced from 2 exons. The coding region runs from base 237 to 761 and encodes 174 amino acids. Gene Ontology annotation, biological process: regulation of DNA-templated transcription.